Messenger RNA from Siniperca chuatsi (mandarin fish), 5516 nucleotides. It is a transcript of the gene glra3, whose product is annotated as glycine receptor, alpha 3. The coding region runs from base 2173 to 3537 and encodes 454 amino acids. Gene Ontology annotation, cellular component: neuron projection; synapse; plasma membrane. NCBI's taxonomy places the organism in Eukaryota, Metazoa, Chordata, Actinopteri, Centrarchiformes, Sinipercidae. The record is from RefSeq and is a predicted model, not a curated record. Gene Ontology annotation, biological process: nervous system process; regulation of membrane potential; signal transduction. The transcript is spliced from 8 exons. Gene Ontology annotation, molecular function: transmembrane signaling receptor activity; transmitter-gated monoatomic ion channel activity; glycine binding.
CAUCAUGGGGGGGAGUGUAGUGUUAAAAUAAAAGCUGGGUAAACUAUAAAUGUCCGCUGGCUAAACUGUCCAAUGUUAGGUAAUUGUAAACUCAUAAAAAGGUGAGUGGUUGCUAUGUUGCAUUUAAAAAAGGUGGGUAAGCUGUGUUUGUGCUUUUCCUCUACACUACAUCCCAAAUAAUAAAAUCAACAUGGCUAAUGCCAAAUAUUAAUAUCCAUGUUACACUUACCGAAUCCUAUCCGAUCGCAAAUCAAUUUGGAUUUUCGAUAUUACAAUCCUAUUUUUAUCUCAUUUAAGGUUUGGCUGGAGUCAGUGGGCCAAGCAGGUUCAUUCAACAUGCGCUAGUCUUUUCCUGUGUUCUAUUUUCAGUCCAUGAUCGCAGUUAUAUUUCUUACCUUUGUCAACAGACUCCUGCGUAGAUAGACAGCCAAAGCAUGCUGUGGCAAAUGAUCAGCAAGGGAUUUGACUGAACCAACUCAAAGGGUGGUCCAAAAUUGUGUGAUUUUAUUACUCAUCUAUCAGUUGCUGAAAAUAGUAAAACGAUCAUUGAUAUAGGCUGCUUAAAUAUAAUCACCUGAUUGCAGGGACUGUAUGAUGAUAAGCUUAUUUUUAAAAUGACAAAAGGUGGGGUAGCAAACCAGUGGGGGAUGCAUUUCAGAAAUAUCAGAAUCAUAAAUACUUUAUUGAUCCCCGAGGGGAAACUCUUUUGUUACAGCUGCUCACUAUCACGUCAAUGCACACAGGAAUAGAAGUACUAAGAAAAAAAUGUAAUACACUAAAGACGACGAGACGGAGCUACAGCAACAGGCAGCAUGCACAUUGGCGCCUGCGCGCUACACAUUUGCGCAUGCGCAUAUGUAUAGUGCACAUAUCACAUAUCCUAAUGUGAUACAUGUUCUGUUCACAUUUAUGGAUAGCAAAGGCAACAAUAUUUCUCUGAGAAGUAAUGAAUAUAUUUAGAAAAAAGGAUCCAAUCACUCCCUGAACAUAAGGCAAAUCAGGAAGAGAAUAAAUGGUAGAAGCUGAUGAGUAUUGGAAAUGCAUUGGAUGGUUUGAACGUUUCACAGGCAAUGUUGUACGUAAGAAAAAAUGAGAAGUAUACACAAGUGUUAAGGGAAUGAAUAGAGAGAACCACUUCCUGAAUGGAUCUGAGUCUAUGUAACCCUCUAGUAACUUGGGAACUCCCUCUUUAGUAUAUGGUCACCCCAGAUUGCCCCUAUCAUCCUGUACAUGAUAUAAAAAGGUAAACACACACUUUACCAUUAUACUUCAACAUGGGCACAUCCGCAGCUUCUGGCUCUGUCUCAUUCUCUCACUUACAUUCUCCUCCAUUCACCAGCUGAGAAAGACACACAAAUGGUAAAUGGACUGUACUUUUUGCACAUUUCUAGACUUCUGACCACUCAAAGCACUUUACAAAACAUACAAACACACAAAAUUAACAGAAUUUACUGUCUAAUUUACUAGCGAGAAAAAAAUAGACACUCACCACCAUGAGAGAGAGAGAACGAUUUAAUUGCAUAAUAGGCAACCAGAUCCAUCCAUUUUUAAUGGAUGCAAUUCAUUAAAUAAAAAAUAUACGAUGCACACAGCUAGCAGUGUGACUUAAUAGGUAAUAGUCUAGAUUUGACAGCAAGUUAAUUCUUGGUGACACCAUUAUUUUGACAUUACGCCAAAAUAAGACUAAGAGUAGUCUCCCAAUUUUAACUUCAGAUUACAGAUUACAGUGGCUUUUUUCCUUUUCAUUAUCUGUAAUCCAAACGCCAUUCUAAGCACUCCCAAGUAUAAAAAGGUAGCUAGAAUUAAUGCAUGCUGUUCCAUUUCACCACAGAGUCAUGCUAUGCACUAUCGUGCUACCUGGCAACCUACUGUACAAACAACCAUUCUUUACUCUUGGCUACCCUGAUCUCCUUCAUCAGCGUGUUUCUGGCCUGGUUGUACAGGAUUCUAUCCCCACGUCUGUAGGCCUCCUCCUUGGCCCGAUGAAGCUGCCUGAGUUUUGCUGUAAACCAGGGUUUAUUGUUGUAUGUGCAGAAGGUUUUAAUCAGCACACACAUGUCCUCACAAAAACUGAAAAAUGGGCAAAGAGGUAGAGCUGAGGUGCCUGGUUGCUAAAACACGCUCACCUAGCUCGACGUUACCAAGUUAGCUAAGGCUAAGAAGCUAGGCUAUAUGCUACUCAGCGUUGCUAGCUGGCUAACCCUGUGGUAUGCGGUUGCUAGUCUACGGUUGAUACUCGGACAGUCCUCGUCCCAGUUUACACUUGAGGACUACCGUGUGAAUAUCUUCCUCCGUCAGCAGUGGAAUGAUCCAAGGCUCGCCUAUGCUGAAUACCCAGAUGACUCUCUGGACUUGGACCCCUCUAUGUUAGACUCCAUAUGGAAACCAGAUCUGUUCUUUGCCAAUGAGAAGGGGGCCCACUUUCACGAAGUCACUACAGACAACAAACUGCUCAGGAUAUUUAAGAAUGGGAAUGUUUUGUACUCUAUACGACUAACAUUAACUCUCUCAUGUCCCAUGGAUCUAAAAAACUUCCCUAUGGAUGUUCAGACCUGUAUCAUGCAGCUGGAGAGCUUUGGUUACACUAUGAAUGACCUGAUCUUUGAGUGGCAGGAGAAUGGACCUGUCCAAGUGGCCGAAGGCCUGACGCUCCCACAGUUCAUCCUUAAAGAUGAAUCAGACCUCAGAUACUGCACCAAGCACUACAAUACAGGUAAAUUUACUUGUAUUGAGGUGCGGUUCCACCUGGAGCGUCAGAUGGGCUACUACCUGAUCCAGAUGUACAUCCCCUCUCUGCUCAUUGUCAUUCUGUCCUGGGUCUCCUUCUGGAUCAACAUGGAUGCUGCCCCGGCCAGAGUGGCACUAGGCAUCACCACUGUCCUCACAAUGACAACACAGAGCUCAGGCUCCAGGACGUCACUGCCUAAGGUCUCUUAUGUCAAGGCCAUAGACAUCUGGAUGGCAGUGUGUCUUCUCUUCGUCUUCUCUGCACUGUUGGAGUAUGCUGCUGUCAACUUUGUGUCGAGGCAACAUAAAGAGCUUCUGCGAUUCAGACGACAUCACAAGAACAAGAGCAAGAACAGUGGAGGUGCUGUUGAUCCAGAGGAGCUAGCUGAUUCCCUUCAUCGUGUUAACAUUGACAACGGCCUCAAACCAACAGACCCUCUGUAUGGCUCUAUGACCAACAUCUACACCAGCAACCACAGGGAAAGGGAAGUACAUGAGAGCAGACUGACCUCCACGGCUGCUGUGACCUCCACUCCCAGCAACAGCAAGGACUCAAAGGCCAGCACCAACAAUACUGUUACUGUACUGAACACCUCGGGAGGCACACCAAACACUACCCAGAAUCCACCUGGAGCGGCAGCAGGUGGAGGGGUUAAAAGCACUGAAGAGAUGAGGAAGUUAUUUAUUGACAGAGCCAAAAAGAUUGACACUGUGUCGAGGGCCGGCUUCCCUCUGGCCUUUCUCUUCUUCAAUAUAUUCUACUGGGUUCUUUAUAAGAUACUUCGACAUGAAGAUGUACAUAAGCAAUAGAGGAAGAAAGAGCAUAGAUUAUUCAUAUAUAGUACGUGUUGACUGGCUCAUAACUGAGUGCUACAGCUAUUUAUAUAAAUAGCGGUACCCUUGUAUACUUGACUACCUUUAUUUCCCUUUACCUUAACCCUGACCUUACCCUGACCUUGAGAACCAUUCAGGAUGACCUCACUUUGCAAAAAUGUCCUGAUUCUCAAGGCAUAAAACUCAUCAGUUAUCACAAACAAUGUACAACACACAAAAGGAUUAGUAAAUCAAAGAGUACGAACUCUGCACUGGCUGAAUGAUGAGAUUAUUUUUCCUGUCUAAAAUAUACUGACUGGAGAAUAUCUGAAUCUGACAGUGUCUGAAUUCAUAAAUUCUGGAACAGUAUACAUAAACAUAUCCUGCAUAUGGAUAUGUCAUAUAGUCAUAAAGCCACUAUAAGUUUACAUCUGUUGAUGAAUAGGUGGCAAGGAAACUAAUUAAAGAGAAAUGUGACAACGUGAUACAAAAAGGGCGCUUUAAACCAGAAUUAUUACACACAAAAUAUUUGGUCACAUUUGCACAAGCUUUGGUUUAUAACAGAUUCAUAAUGCCAGACAAGCUAAUCGUAGCACCUAUGUGGAACUGCUUCAUUUCAAGUGCUCAUGUCUGAUGAGACAUGUUUUAUUUGGAGAAAAAUCUGAUCUGUCAAAGUCAAAGUGGAGGAUUUCAAUCACCUUUGUCUGUGGUGGGUAGUGACCCAUGUCAGUGUGGUACAUUGAGACCAACUAUAUCGCCCACCUCCCUCAGCAUGGAAGCAAAGAUAGGUGGAGUAUGAGAGUUGCUCUGGCUCAUAUCUGACUAUGCAAGUGCUUGUUGUUUCUGUUACACAAGGAAUCUCAAUCCUCACUCCCUCAGCUUCAGAAAUCCUGUUUAGGGAGCAAAGCCAGUGUGAAACACAAUGAUGAUAAACAACUUCCAAGUCACCUCAGAUCUAUAUAUAUAAGGUAUAUAUAAAGCUGCAUGAAGUGAUUUUUUUGGUAGAGAGACUUCAAGAAGACUCAAUAGUAGUUAAGUACGACUAAUAAAUAUUACUUAACUAACAAAUAUAGCAAGCAGGAGAAAUUACAAAAAAGAAGACUUCCUCAUAUUUGAGCAAAUGUGAUUAUUCUUGUGGUUAUCUUACUGAGCACCAAGUGUGUGCAGCUCUUUACAUUACCUCUUUGCUUAUGGAAUGGUAAUAUAUGUGUAUUUACAGAAAUAGUAUAACAGCAUCAGUCAAUUUAGACUGACUGAUGAAUAGAUGAAAUGAUGCCUAUGACAGACAGACCAGAUUAAAACCAGUAAAUCAAGGUCUGUCGAUGGCUGGUGCCCUGUGGAAGCAUCUCAUCAGCAUACUGUACAAACUAGAUUCCCAAACUGAAAUGCAGCAGGCACGGUGCAGCUGAUCUCUGGCUCCUGGUGGGGAAGCGGAGCUGAGAUCUGGCUGCCUCUAGUCUAUUUAAAACCUUAGUCUUCACUAUGUGUAACACAGCAAAAUCUGAAAACAAAUCAAUUUCAUGGGUAGCUCUUGAGUUUGAUGGGCUCAUAUGUACUCUCCGAGUGUAAUGAACAACAUACUGACUUCUGAAGCAAAUACUGUAUCUUUGAGACCUACUGUUGGUCCAAAGACAGCACAGCCACAUAACACUGCACAAAAACCCUGUGCAGUUAUAUCACUUUCAGUCCAUGUGGAUGUGGUUUCCACUCCAUUUAAAAACUGCAUAUUCUAGGGACAUGCUGGUUAGACCUGUCUGAGUGCUUUAAUAAGACAUAACAGGCAAACAAAAACAUGUGCUGCACCUAUCAAAGCGUGGCAAGCAGUGGAGAAGGAGAAAGAGAAGAGAAAUAAGUGUGAAGAGGGCAUGUUGUGUGUGAUGAAUAUAAAGUGUCUUGUGUCCUAUAAAAGUCAAUAUCAGUCUGCAAUUAGUAAAUAAAUUGGUAUACUAUAUUUUGUAGUUAUACAAUCAGAUCAA